Messenger RNA from Rhododendron vialii, 4597 nucleotides. Its product is annotated as probable leucine-rich repeat receptor-like protein kinase At1g35710. NCBI's taxonomy places the organism in Eukaryota, Viridiplantae, Streptophyta, Magnoliopsida, Ericales, Ericaceae. Bases 23 to 4597 code for a protein of 1524 amino acids. The transcript is spliced from 2 exons. The record is from RefSeq and is a predicted model, not a curated record. Gene Ontology annotation, molecular function: ATP binding; protein kinase activity; protein binding. Gene Ontology annotation, biological process: protein phosphorylation; hormone-mediated signaling pathway. Gene Ontology annotation, cellular component: plasma membrane.
CCAUAGAGUUCAUUCCAUAUUCAUGUUUGUCUUUGUUAUCAAUAUCCUUCCAUUGGUCUCCUGUUCUGAUUCUGCUAUUGCUCAGGCUUCGCCUGCAACUCAAACAGUUGCAAAAGGAAGUGAAGCAGUCGCUCUCUUGACGUGGAAAGCUAGCCUUGACAAUCAAAGCCAAUCACUCCUUUCGUCAUGGAACGAAAGUGGUCAUUGCACUUGGGUUGGGAUUGGCUGCAACGAGGCCACUAGAGUAACCAAUUUAAACCUCGAUGGUUUUGGUUUGAGAGGUACGCUUUCUAGUCUUAACUUCUCUUUGUUCCCUCAUCUAGUUAAAUUUGAUCUGUCCAACAACUUCAUAUACGGGAACAUUCCCCCACAGAUUGGCAGCCUUCCGAGACUCACCUUUCUUGACAUGUCAACCAAUCAUCUUUCGGGAACAAUUCCUUCAGAAAUAGGAUUGCUCAGCUCUCUCAGUUCUCUCUCUUUGAGUUCUAACAACCUCACGGGUUCCAUACCUCUAGCUAUAGGAAAUUUGGAUUACUUAACCGACUUAUACCUAUUUCACAACAAUCUCAUAGGGUCCAUCCCCGCUUCAAUAGAGAACAUGAGAAAUCUCAAAACAAUGCACCUUUACAAGAACUCUCUCUCUGGAUCUAUCCCUCAAGAAGUAGGAAUGCUAAGAUCUCUCACUGAUCUUGAAUUGUCAACGAAUAAUCUUACGGGAUCAAUCCCCGCUUCAAUAGGGAACUUGAGAAACCUCACAAGAUUGAUCGUUUUCGAGAACUCUCUCUCGGGAUCUAUCCCUCAAGAAGUAGGAAUGUUAAGAUCUCUCACUGAUCUUCAAUUGUCAAUGAAUAAUCUCACUGGAUCAAUCCCCGCUUCAAUAUGGAACUUGCGAAACCUCAAAACAUUAUACUUUCACCACAACUCUCUCUCUGGAUCUAUCCCUCAAGAAGUAGGAAUGCUAAGAUCUCUCACUGAUCUUGAAUUGUCAACGAAUAAUCUCACGGGAUCAAUCCCUGCUUCAAUAGGAAACUUGGGAAACCUCACAACGUUGUACCUUUUCGAGAACUCUCUCUCUGGAUCUAUCCCUCAAGAAGUAGGAAUGCUAAGAUCUAUCACUAAUCUUGCAUUGUACACGAAUCAUCUCACGGGAACAAUCCCAGCUUCAAUAGGGAACUUGAGAAACCUCACAAUGUUGUACCUUCACGAGAACUCUCUCUUUGGAUCUAUCCCUCAAGAAGUAGGAAUGCUAAGAUCUCUCACUAAUCUUGCAUUGUACACGAAUCAUCUCACGGGAACAAUCCCAGCUUCAAUAGGGAACUUGAGAAACCUGACAAUGUUGUACCUUCAAGAGAACUCUCUCUCUGGAUCUAUCCCUCAAGAAGUAGGAAUGCUAAGAUCUCUCACUAAUCUUGCAUUGUACACGAAUCAUCUCACGGGAACAAUCUCCGCUUCAUUAGGAAACUUGAGAAACCUCACAACAUUGUACCUUUAUGAGAAUUCUCUCACUGGAUCUAUCCCUCAAGAAGUUGGGAUGCUAAGAUCUCUCAUUGAACUUGAUUUGUCAAUGAAUAAUCUCAUAGGAUCCAUCCCCGCUUCAAUAGGGAACUUGAGUAACCUCACAAAAUUGUAUCUUAGCGAGAAUUGUCUCUCCGGAUCUAUCCCUCAUGAAGUAGGAAUGCUAACAUCUCUUACUGAUCUCAAAUUGUACAACAAUUAUCUCACGGGAACAAUCCCCACUUCAAUAAGGAACUUGAGAAGCGUUACAAGUUUGCUCCUUUACAACAACUCUCUCUCUGGAUCUAUCCCUCAAGAAGUAGGAAUGCUAAGAUCUCUCGCUAUUCUUUCAUUAUACAUGAAUCAUCUCACUGGAACAAUUCCCGCUUCAAUAGAAAACUUGAGAAACCUCACAGUCUUGAACCUUCACGAGAACUUUCUCUCUGGAUCUAUCCCUCAAGAAGUAGGAAUGCUACGAUCUCUCACUAUUCUUGCAUUGUACAAGAAUUAUCUCAAUGGAACAAUUCCUGCUUCAAUAGGGAAUUUGAGAAACCUCACAUUGUUGUACCUUCACGAGAACUAUCUCUAUGGAUCUAUCCCUCAAGAUGUAGGAAUGCUACGAUCCCUCACUAAUCUUUCAUUGUACACGAAUCAUCUCACGGGAACAAUCCCCCCAUCUAUAUGGAACUUGAGAAACCUCAGAUUGUUGUACCUUCACGAGAACUCUCUCUCUGGAUCUAUCCCUCAAGAAGUAGGAAUGCUAAGAUCUCUUACUGAUCUUUCAUUGUACAGGAAUUAUCUCACAGGAUCAAUCCCCACUUCAAUUGGGAACUUAAAAAACCUCACAACAUUGCAACUUUACGAGAACUCUCUCUCUGGAUCUAUCCCUCUAGAACUAGACAAUCUUAGAUAUCUAAAGGAUCUUGGAUUAUCCUCCAACAAGCUCACAGGACAUCUAUCGCCGUAUAUGUGCGUUCAUGGAUCACUUGUGAGAUUUUCUGCAGAAAACAACUACUUGGUAGGUCAUAUCCCGACCGGCUUGAGAAAUUGCAGUGAGUUACGUCGUUUCAAGCUUGGUCAAAACCAACUGACAGGGCAUAUAUCAGAAAUUUUUGAGGCAUUGCCAAACCUUGUAUAUUUAGAUUUUAGUCACAAUAAUUUCUAUGGCGAGCUUUGGCACAAAUGGGAACAGUUUCCCAAUUUGACUGCCCUGAAGAUCUCCAACAAUGACCUUUCUGGAAAUAUUCCACUUGGCAUUGGAAGUGCAACUCAGUUACGUUUACUUGACCUCUCUUCAAAUCAUCUAGUUGGUGCGGUCCCGAAAAUUUUUGGAAAGUUGGUUUUAUUAUUCAAUCUUACUCUUAGUAAUAACAAACUUUCGCAUGAUAUUCCAGCAGAAAUUGGAAGCAUGUCUAGUCUUCAGUAUCUAGACUUGUCUGGAAACAAUCUUAGUGGACCUAUUCAAGGGAAGUUGGGUGACUGUGUGAAUCUUCUGAACUUGAACUUGAGCAGAAAUCUUCUCAGUGAGACUAUUCCUUAUGAAUUAGGAAAAUUGCAGUUUCUUCAAAAUCUUGAUCUUGGAAAUAAUUUAUUAACAGGAGAGAUACCACCAGUGAUCGGGAACUUGAAAACCUUAGAGACACUAAACCUCUCCCACAACUUGUUGUCCGGUUCUAUCCCCUUUUCUUUUAAUGGGAUGUCAAGUUUAACAUUCAUUGACAUAUCUUACAAUCACUUGGAGGGUCCUUUACCCAGCACAAAAGCAUUUGAAGAUGCUCCAUUUCAGGCAUACCGUAAUAACGACAGAUUGUGUGGCAAUAAAACUAGUUUGAUGCCAUGCUCACUGAAGCAGAGCAAUGGAGAUAAAGGGAGAAAUUAUAACAAAAUUGUGCUUCCGAUUGUAGUUCCUUUGGGUAUUGUAUUUCUUAUUAUGGGUAUAACUUUCCUGGUUCAACGCAAUAGAAUGGUGGACAACGAAAUCAAGCCAAACAGAGCAUUUAAUAAAGAUUUGUUUGAGAUUUGGAGCUUUGAUGGAAAAUUGGUGUAUGAAAACAUCAUUGAAGCAACAGAAGAUUUCAAUGACAAGCAUUGCAUUGCAGUAGGUGGAUAUGGCGUUGUUUAUAGAGUUGAGCUGCCAAGUGGUCAGGUUGUCGCUGUAAAAAAGUAUCCUCCUUCGCAAGAUGGUGAGUUGGUUAAUUUGCAAAGUUUUAUGAGUGAGAUACGUGCAUUGAUAGAGAUACGACAUCGGCAUAUCAUAAGGCUUUUGGGUUACUGUUCUCAUCCACAACACUCAUUUUUGGUUUAUCAGUUCUUCGAAGGGGGGAGCUUGGAUAAAAAACUACGCUGUGAGGAACAAGCACUAAGUUUGGAUUGGGGUAAGAGGGUAAAUGUUGUUAAAGGUUUGGCAUAUGCUUUGUCAUAUAUGCACCAUGACUGUUCACCCCCGGUCAUUCAUCGCGAUGUAUCAAGCAAGAAUGUUCUGUUAGACUUAGAAGACAUCGCUUAUCUCUCCGAUUUCGGAACUGCUAGACUUCUAAAUCUGCACUCGUCAAAUUGGACUUCUUUUGCAGGCACCUUGGGAUAUGCUGCUCCAGAACUUGCUUACACAAUGGAGGUGAAUGAGAAGUUAGACGUCUAUAGCUUUGGAGUUUUAACGCUUGAAGUUAUAAUGGGAAGGCACCCAGGGGAUCUCAUCUCUUCUUUUUCUUCAUCAUCUUUGGAUUCCUCACUACCAUCUUCUUAUGGGAUUCUGCUGAAGGACAUAUUGGAUAAACGUCUCCCACUUCCAAGUAAUCAUGUGGAGGCAGUGGUUCUUCUUGUAAAGGUAGCACUUGCAUGUUUGCACCCCAGUCCGCAUUGCCGACCAACUAUGGAACAAGUUUCUGUGGCUCUAUCCAAACAGAAGUCAAAUCUGCAGGACCCAUUCCUCAGGAUCACAUUAGGACAACUACUUGAUGAAAAUUGUACGUACAAAUGCCUAAGUAUUAUUGUUGUCCCUUCGCUAUUUGGGUUUUGGUUCUCCCUUUCUCUCAUGUGCUUUCUAGCUGGCAUUUGCUCUAAGGCUGUGAAAUACUUUUUCUUAUCAAUAGUUGCUUUUUUCUAG